Messenger RNA from Trichoderma reesei QM6a, 2430 nucleotides. Its product is annotated as N-terminal binuclear Zn cluster-containing protein. Gene Ontology annotation, cellular component: nucleus. Gene Ontology annotation, biological process: regulation of transcription by RNA polymerase II; DNA-templated transcription. Gene Ontology annotation, molecular function: zinc ion binding; DNA-binding transcription activator activity, RNA polymerase II-specific; RNA polymerase II cis-regulatory region sequence-specific DNA binding. The coding region runs from base 1 to 2430 and encodes 809 amino acids. The transcript has 2 exons. The record is from RefSeq and is a predicted model, not a curated record. Lineage: Eukaryota; Fungi; Ascomycota; Sordariomycetes; Hypocreales; Hypocreaceae.
AUGGCUGAUCGCAGCGAGACGCCGGAGUCCGACACCGGCUCGGGCUCCAGACACGACCCCGACCAACCGCCGGCGCGCAAGAGGCAGCGCGUGCGCCUGAGCUGCCUCGAGUGCCGCCGCCGCAAGCUGUCGUGCGAUCGGGGCUUCCCCUGCGAGCGCUGCAUCAAGAGCGGCACGCCGGACCGCUGCAGCUACGAGUCGCGCAACGGCGAGGUCGUCAACGCCUCGUCCGGCAUCCCGCCGUCCUUUGCGCAGCUCGACUCGCGCCGCUUCGGCAUCGCCGACGCCGUCGCCGGCUUCUCGUCGCGGGACACGGAGCUCGCCCGCCAGGACCACGAUCGCAUCCGCCGGCUGGAGCUGGAGAUCGCCCAGCUCAAGAACCUGCUGACGAGGCCCGGCGCGGCGUCGCUCGACGGCAGCACCGUCGUGGGCAGCACCAACUCGCCGUCGACGCACAAGGACGAGGGCGCCGAGGCCGAGGCGCGGCCCCGCGCGGAAGAGCAGGAGAUUAUCCAGAAGAGCGGCAUGGCCGGCGAGAAUGGCGAGCUGCGCUUCUUCCGCGGCAAGGGCUUCCGGACUCGCUACUUUGGCCCUCACAACGCCAGCAUGGCCUUUGUCGAGCUGACGGGCCUGUGUCCCUUUAUGCGCGAGACGGCGGACGAGUGGCUGCGGCCGGUGAUUCUGCAUGAUCGCAAGGACCGCAAGCGCCGCCAGGAGGAGCGGGAGACCAUCUUUGAGCAGUCGGACCCGGAGCUCGAGGCUCUUCUCCCCUCCAAGGAAGAGACGGAUGCCCUGAUCUCCGUCUACCUCGACCAGUUCGAGCAGAUCCACCGCAUCGUACACGUGCCCACCUUCCGCAAGGAGUAUGCCGAGUUCUGGGUUCCCGGGACCAAGCAGCGAUAUGCGGCCUUUACGGCCUUGGUCCUGUCGAUGAUGGCUGUGGCAAGCUGCGUGCACACGCACGAGUCGCUCAAAUUCGUCGGCAUGAUGUCGACUGCACGGCACAAGGCUGAGAAGUGGAUCGUGGCCUGCGAUGACUGGGCGGGCCGGCAGAGCCAGAAGCACCGGCGGCUCAUCCACUAUCAGAUCGCGUGCCUGCUAUACCUCGGCAAGCGCGUCAACACCAUCAAGAAGAAGCGCUUCUGGACAAGCUCGGGCCAACUGAUCCGCGACGGCAUCGCCGUGGGGCUCCAUCGUGAGCCAAGUCACAUGGGCGGUAAGAUCACCGUGUACAACCAAGAGAUGCGGCGCAGGAUAUGGGCCACCGUCCAAGAGUUUGACAUGCAGGCUUCCUUUGAUCACGGCCUGCCGACGCUGGUGAGCCAGCUUCACUUUGACACUAACCCUCCGCGGAAUCUCGACGACGAGGACUUUGACGAGAGCACCACGCAGUUGCCGCCGUCGAAGCCGGCCAAGGAGUAUACCUUUUCCUCGUUCCAGAACCUGGCGCGGCGAAGCUUACCCCUGAGGCUGGAGCUCAGCCGUCUCCUGACUGGUCCCGUAUCUGAGAUUGAUUACGACCAAGUCAUCCGCUAUACAAACGAUCUCACCCAUGAGAUUGAUGCCCUGCCGUCGUGGGACAUGAAUCCCGAAAGCAACUCCGAUUCCAAGAAGAACCCUCUCAUUGCAUAUACGCUGCUGCACGUCCAGCUGCGACAGUACAUCACCCCCUUACACCAACCCUACCUCAAGCUGCGCAAGCAAAACUCCAAGUACCAGUACUCCGAAAUCAUCUACUACAACGCCGCGCGGGACAUGGUCCUCCUGCACGACAAGUUGUACGAGCAGGGCGUGCGAGCGCUCAACUUCCUGCGAGAAGACGCCCUCACAACGGCCAUCAACCUAUGCAGCGUGACGAUGCUGCAGCCGCGCGGCUCGACCAACAUGAUCAUGAUCAACUCGCACCACACGGUGAAGCUCAUCGAGAAGUGCAUCGCCAUGAAGGAGGACCGGCUGCUGCGCUGCGGGAACAACGAGCCGUGGGGGUACUCCAUCAUGUGUGCCGCCUUGGGCCUUCUCGAGGCCCAUCUGGGAACCAAGACGACCGAGGCGGCCAAGUCGACGUCGGCGGAGCGCUUCGUCAGCCUUCAUUACAAGCUGCUUGCGAACCAGGAGCCGCCGCUGUCGUCUGUGCCGCUGCCGGGGACGCCUCUUCAUCCUCCGCCCAUUGGGCCGAUUGCUGGGCCAGGGAUCGGGCCCGUGCCGGGGCUGGAGAUGCCUGACGGAACAAAGGUGAGCAUCAAACUGUUUCACUCUCUCUUAGAUACAUCCGUUACACCAUUCUCCUUCCCGGCACUGUCGACAGUUCCCGUGGAACCAUCGUGGGCCGUGAGUGACGCAACACAGCCCUUUAACCUCGACCCAAGCCUAGAGCUGCUGGGCUUGAAUCUUAAUGAGAUCUGGGGAGAAUCAUGGGAGCUGGGGCUGUAA